This is a messenger RNA of Adineta steineri, 2022 nucleotides long. Lineage: Eukaryota; Metazoa; Rotifera; Eurotatoria; Adinetida; Adinetidae. The record is from the annotation of a GenBank genome assembly.
AUGGGUGUUUCAGGUUUCUAUAGUUAUUUAUUUAAAAAAUAUCCAAAUAUUAAAUCAGUGUGCACGGAAAAGAAUCUUGCAGAUGAGACUAAAUGUCAUAGCCUCUAUUUAGAUUUAAACCAUAUUAUUCAUAAAUAUGCAGAAUCAAACGAUAAAAAUCAUAUUAUUAAAGAUGUUAUUGAACAUAUUGAUCGAUUAGUUCGAAGUAUUAAACCAAGUCAAUUACUUUAUAUAGCUAUGGAUGGUGUUGCACCAAAAGCGAGAAUGCCUCAUCAACGAACAAAGCGUUUUCUCAAAUCAAAAAAUAUUCCUGAUAGAGAAGUAAAUAGAUUUGAAACAAAUGAACAACAUAAAUUAGAAAAAAAAACUUUCGAUGAAUGUAAUAUAAAACCUGGCACAGAAUUUAUGUGCCAAUUAUCUAAAUGUCUACGAUAUUUUAUUCGUAAUCGUAUGCAUACAGAAGAAGAUUGGCGCUCAGUAAAUGUUAUUUUAUCUGAUGCCAAUGUACCUGGUGAAGGUGAACAUAAAAUAAUUAACUUCAUACGUCAACAACGUCAUCAACAAAAUAAUACUAAUGGUACAUUUCAUGUUGUUUAUAGUUCAGACAGUGAUCUUGUUUUACUUGGUUUAUUAACACAUGAACCACAAAUGAAGGUUUUAUGUGAAGUAUGUGCUAAUUGUGAAAAGAUAGGUUACCAUGCGAAAGAUUGUAAUACUAAUAAAUCAUCGUCUACACCAGGGAGUAAUACGAAAACGAACUAUGCUGUUAUUCAUUUACCAAAAUUAAUUAAUAACCUUAAGUCACAAAAUUACGAUUCACCGGUAUUCCUGAAGAAUUUAGAACGUUUCGUUGAUGAUUGGGUAUUGAUUUGUCUUUUAUUUGGGAAUGAUUUUUUACCUAAAUCACAUUCCAUUGAUUUUUUUGAUAAAAGUAUCAUUACUAUGGAUCAUCUUAUGGAUGCGUAUAGAGAGGCUCUAACAAAAAACAACGAUUAUCUAACUAAAAAUGGUACAAUCACAAAGGAUUGCUUAUUAACCUUGAUGAAGAAGGUUGGUGGAAAAGAUAAAGACGGAAAAUAUCGUCGUCCAUUAUAUUAUGAAGACAAAUUUCGUCGUCCACUAUAUUAUAAAGACAAAUUUGGUUUUAAUGCAACUGAUUUGAAUACAUUUUCUAAUAAAGUAGCUACAGAUUAUGUUCAAGGUUUAUAUUGGGUUUUUCAAUAUUAUUCUAAAGGCCCGCCAUCAUGGACUUGGUAUUAUCCUCACCAUUACGCUCCGCUUGCUUAUGAUUUUUCAAACGUAAAGAAUCUGGAUCUAAAGUUUGAUCCACCUGGAGAACCAGUUCGCCCUUUCGAACAAAUGAUGGCUACAUUUUCACCAAAAAAUGUAGACUAUCUUCCGUUAGCAUGGCGACCAAUAAUGACGGAAGAAAUAUUUGAUAUUAGUAAGUUUUAUCCAACAGAAUUCGUUGUUGAUCCAAAUGGUAAAGAGAGAAGUUCACAAUAUGUGGUCUUAAUACCAUUUAUUGAUAAAGAGACUUUAUCCACAGCUCUUAAAGAUUUUACCUCAAAAUUAACGCCAGAAGAAGAGAAACGUAACAGACUUGAUUAUGAUUCUCUAUUUAUUCAUUCAAGCCAUUCAAUUCAUCAACAGUUUAGAAAAUCAAGUGAUGCGAAUAAAAUACCUAUAAUAACAGAAGAAAAUCCAGUUCAGUUACAAGAUAUAUCAGACUGUAAAUUAGUUGGACAUGGUUGGACUGAUGAUACUGGUGACAUAAGUGAUUUGAACGCAGAUGAAGAAGCUAUAUUAUCUGAUUAUAAGAAUAUACCAAAUGAUGAAAUUAUUCUUUUGAAAUACUGCCAUUGCUCAUUUCGUAGUGAGUCUACUGAAAGUGAAAAGCACAAUAAUGUUCGUUUUCGAACAACAACUAAUCAGCCCAGUCAAACAUCUACAGUACAACGGCAGCAACAAGCUCCUAAAUCUACAGAUUGGGGUCGAUCUUCAUCAACACAUCAAAACUGA